This is a messenger RNA of Drosophila novamexicana, 1206 nucleotides long. RefSeq names its product gamma-glutamyl hydrolase A (gene l(3)72Dr). NCBI's taxonomy places the organism in Eukaryota, Metazoa, Arthropoda, Insecta, Diptera, Drosophilidae. The transcript has 3 exons. The record is from RefSeq and is a predicted model, not a curated record. Gene Ontology annotation, biological process: tetrahydrofolylpolyglutamate metabolic process. The coding region runs from base 7 to 1044 and encodes 345 amino acids. Gene Ontology annotation, cellular component: vacuole. Gene Ontology annotation, molecular function: gamma-glutamyl-peptidase activity.
CGCAGCAUGUCAGCCGGUGCGGACGAUAACACAUUGCACUGUGGUCCCUGCGUGGGAGUGCUGUGCAUCGAUAUGGCCACCUCUUUGUCCUUGCUGGCCUGUCCUGGCCGGGACCCAGUCACAGGCUCCGAUAAGGCAAAGGCGACUAGCUAUCUAGCAGCCUCCUAUGCCAAGUGGGUGGAAGCGGCUGGUGCGCGCAUCGUUCCCAUUUGGAUUGGCCGUGAACGUGCUUAUUAUGCGUCAAUGCUGGAACUGGUUAAUGGUGUGCUGCUGCCCGGUGGCGCUGUCUAUCUAGAUGAUGAGGACAAGCACGUAGAAAAAGAUCCAAAUUUGACAAAUUUGUGUGUGCAGUCUGUUAACUAUAUUUAUGAGCUAGCGCUGGAGCUAAACAUGGCCGGAAAUAACAUACCCGUAUGGGGCACUUGUCUCGGCUUUCAGCUGAUGCUGAAAAGUGCAGCAAGUGCGGCCGGUGCGCCAAUGAUGCGCGACAAGUGCGGCAAAAUAUUUGAUGCAAAGCCAUUGCAACUGGAGCCGGGCUACGAGGCAGCCCGUCUGUUUCGCCAGCUGUCGCCGGAGCAGGCCAAGCAGCUGGAGAGCGUGCCAUUUGCCUGUCAUCAGCAUAGGUUUUGCAUCACGGAGGAGAGUCUUGGCAGCAGCAAGAUGGACGCCGAUUGGCAUGUGCUGGCCACGCGCACUUCGGAGGAGGGCAAACGCUUCAUAACGCUCAUCGAGCAUCGUGUGCAUCCCUUCUUUGGCUGUCAAUUUCAUCCGGAGCGUGCCGCCUACGAGCAGCUCUUUGCUCGCGAGGAUGCCUGCCGCGAUGCCCACACCAGGGAGGGCAUCCAGCUGGCCCAGUACUUUGCCGAGAUCUUCGUCGAUGCCUGUCGCCGCAAUCCGAACAGAUUCGACAGCGUGGAGCAGCUGUCGCGCCACUUGAUCCACAACUGGCAGCCCGUUUUUAGCGGUCAGUUUAAUAAAGCCAAUUGGCUGCAGGUCUAUCUCUUUCCCAAGGAUGUGGACUAUGUGCGAGCAGUUGAAAGUUGAGCUACGUUAAUCCGAUACAGAUUGUUUCCGGAAACACGAACGACAAUCCUGAUAAGACUCUACUGAUGCCAACUUGUGAUGAUGCGAACUCAACUAUAUUCAUAAUAUAUACAUAAUAUAUAAUUUACAUACAAUCUAUAUAUCUCACUAUAUAUCUCACUA